Pogona vitticeps (central bearded dragon) is the source of this 2608-nucleotide messenger RNA. RefSeq names its product tetratricopeptide repeat domain 13 (gene TTC13). Gene Ontology annotation, molecular function: protein binding. The record is from RefSeq and is a predicted model, not a curated record. Lineage: Eukaryota; Metazoa; Chordata; Lepidosauria; Squamata; Agamidae.
GUGGGAAGAUGGCAGCCUCAGCGGCUGCCUCGGAGCGCUAUGGGCUGAGUAUCGCUGCGCCGCUGCCGCUUUUGACGCUGUGGCUGAGGUUGGCGGUGAUCGCCCGGCCGGUGGUCGCCCUGACGGAGCAGUACCCGUCCCUGUCCUUGUUUAGGCAGGAGCUGCACCGUCAGCAGGUCCAGGGGGACAGAGGCUGCCCGGAUCUGCUGGCGGCUGACUGGGGCGGGGAACAAUAUGCCGGCGUAGCUGCCGGUGACUGUGAUUCUUCUUUCUUGCACUUUCACGAGUCAGACUGUGAACUACGAGGGUCUCCAUGUGAAUCACUGUUUUCUCUCAAUACUGAAAAACUUCUGAGCCAGGCAAAAUCACUUGCAGAACACAAAAGGUUUCCUUUUGCCACAGAUGAUGACAAUACAAAUGAAGAAUUAGCUAUCGCUUAUGUGUUGAUUAGCAGUGGCCUGUAUGAUGAAGCCAUACGACACUUCUCAACAGUGCUUCAGGAACAGCCAGAACUCAUUAGCGCAAUUUAUGGACGAGGCAUAGCAUAUGGAAAGAAAGGGCUGCAUGAUUUAAAAAAUGCAGAGCUUGCUUUAUUUGAGCUAAGCAGAGUAAUUAGUCUGGCACCAGAUCACCCAGAAGUAUUUGAACAGCGAGCAGAGAUCCUGUCGCCUCUGGGUCGCAUUAAUGAAGCCUUGGCUGACCUCACAAAAGCCAUUCAGCUGAAGCCCUCAGCUCGACUUUACCGGUACAGAGGUACUCUUUACUUCAUAUCUGAGGACUAUGUAACAGCCCAUGACGACUUUCAAAACUCCCUUGAACUAAACAGAAACCAGCCUAUAGCUAUGCUUUACAAAGGUUUGACAUUUUUUCACAGAGGGCUUCUAAAGGAAGCUAUUGAAUCAUUCAAAGAAACCCUAAAGCAGAAAGCAGAUUUUGUAGAUGCGUAUAAAAGCCUUGGGCAAGCCUAUCGAGAGUUGGGUAACUUUGAAGCUGCUGCUGAAAACUUUCAGAAGGCAUUAAUGCUAAAUCAAAAUCAUGUUCAGACAAUACAGCUUGGGGGAAUGUUGCUGUAUCACCAUGGAAACCUGGAUGAAGCUUUGAAGAACUUUAAGAGAUGUCUACAACUUGAGCCAUAUAAUGAAGUGUGCCAAUACAUGAAAGGACUCAGCCAUGUUGCCAUGGGCCAGUUUUAUGAAGGAAUAAAAGCUCAGACUAAAGCUAUGCUAAAUGAUCCUUUGCCUGGUCAGAAAGCUAGUACAGAGUAUCUGAAAGUGAAAUACCUCCGAGAAUAUUCUCGUUACCUGCAUUCGCAUCUUGAUACCCCACUUACGGAAUACAAUAUAGAUACAGAUCUCCCUGGAAAGUUUAAAGAUCACUGGGCAAAAAAUCUUCCUUUUCUUAUAGAGGACUAUGAAGAACAGCCAGGCCUACAACCACACAUAAAGGAUGUGUUGCUUCAGAAAUUUGAAAACUAUAAGCCUGAAAUACAAGAGAUGAUAUGUACAGCUGAUCAUUUGGGUUCACUAAUGCAGUAUGAGACACCUGGAUUUCUUCCAAAUAAGAGAAUACACAGAGCUAUGGGGCUGGCUGCGCUAGAAGUAAUGCAAGCUCUACAGCGUACAUGGGUGAACUCGAAAGUGCGGAUGAAUGGGAAAACUAGGCUGAUGCAGUGGAGAGAUAUGUUUGACAUUGCUGUGAAAUGGCGAAGGCUAGCUGACCCAGACCAGCCAGUGCUAUGGCUAGACCAAAUGCCAGCUCGAAAUCUUAACAGAGGCUUUAACAAUCACAUCAAUCUAAUCAGGGGACAGGUUAUUAACAUGAGAUACAUUGAUUAUUUUGAAAAGAUGCUUCGUUUCAUCAAAGACAGGAUCCUUGCUUAUCACAGUGCUAAUAAACACAAAGAAUUAUUAGAAAUUCGAGAAGCACUGGAACAGGUACAUAAAGUAGAAGACCUUCUCCCAAUAAUGAAGCAGCUGAACAGCAAAACAAAAGAUGGAUUCACUGUCAAUACCAAAGUUCCAAGCCUCAAAGAUCCAGGAAAAGAAUAUGAUGGAUUUACUAUUACCAUAACAGGAGACCGAAUUGGAAACAUACUAUUCUCUGUUGAAACACAGACAACAGAGGAAAGAACACAACUUUAUCAUGCAGAAAUAGAUGCUCUUUAUAAAGAUUUAACUGCCAAAGGAAAAAUACUUGUUUUAUCUACAGAAGCUGGGGAAUCAGAUGCUGUGUGCAAUCUAAUCUUGUCACUUGCAUAUUACUUCUAUAAUUUAAUGCCUCUGUCCAAAGGUUCCAGUGUAGUAGCAUAUUCCAUAAUCAUGGGAGCACUGAUGGCAAGUGGUAAAGAAAUAUCCGGGAAAAUUCCAAAAGGAAAGUUGGUUGAUUUUGAAGCCAUGACAGCUCCUAGCGCAGAAGCCUUCAGCAAAAUAGCAAAAGAUUGGUUGAAUCUGAAAAGCAUUUCACCUACGUACAAGAAUCUUCCAUUGGUUUCAGAAUCCUUUCCAACAUUGCGAAACAUGAUUGAAGCAUUAAGUACAGACUCAUCUCAUUGCCUUAAAAGGCUUUAGUUGCUGUGUAACCUGUUACAAUAAAGUGUGGUGAUCACUUA